CCCUAAAAUUUCCCCACUUCUGGACCAAUCUAAAUAGUAAAGAAUUGGUAGAGAAAGAGUGAAAAAGUGGGACUCUGAAGUCUUUACUCUGAAGUCUUUGCACCUUCGAUCGUCUUGGAAGUGAUGGAGCGCUACGAAAUUGUGAAAGACUUAGGGUUUGGUAACUUCGGAGUCGCCAAGCUUGUUAGAGAUAAGUGGACCAGAGAGCAAUUUGCUGUCAAAUUCAUCGAGAGAGGCCAAAAGAUUGAUGAACAUGUACAGAGGGAAAUCAUGAAUCACAGGUCAUUGAAGCAUCCCAAUAUCGUUAGAUUCAAAGAGGUCUUACUUACACCUACUCAUCUUGCCAUAGUGAUGGAGUAUGCCGCGGGAGGAGAGCUCUUCCAGAGGAUAUGCAAUGCUGGCAGAUUCAAUGAGGACGAGGCAAGAUUCUUUUUUCAACAGUUGAUAUCAGGGGUCAGCUACUGUCAUUCAAUGGAAAUUUGUCAUAGGGAUCUAAAGCUUGAAAAUACACUUUUAGAUGGAAGCGCGGCACCACGUGUCAAAAUAUGUGAUUUUGGAUACUCCAAGUCAGCUGUAUUUCAUUCUCAACCAAAAUCGACUGUUGGAACACCAGCCUACAUUGCACCUGAGGUCCUGUCAAAAAGAGAAUAUGAUGGAAAGCUUGCAGAUGUGUGGUCUUGUGGGGUCACUUUAUAUGUGAUGCUUGUUGGAGCUUAUCCCUUUCAAGAUCCCGCAGAACCUAAUAACUUCAGAAAUACUAUCUGUCGGAUACUUGAUGUACAUUAUUCAAUUCCAGAUUAUGUCCGUAUUUCCAUAGAGUGUAGACAUCUUCUGUCCAGGAUAUUUGUGGCUAACCCAGAAAAGAGAAUAACAAUGCCAGAAAUCAAAAGACAUCUAUGGUUUUUAAAGAACUUGCCUAUUGAAUUGAUGGAAGGAGGAACCUACCAAAGCUUUGACGUAAAUAAUCCCUCCCAAAGCAUGGAAGAGGUACUGGUGAUAAUACAGGAGGCACGGAAACCUUCUGAGGGGCUCAUGAUCGGGGAUCGGUUUAUGGGAGGCAGCACGGAUCUAGUUGAUGACUUGGAUGAUGAUGAUGCAGAUAUAGAAGAUAUAGGAGCAAGUGGCGAAUUUGUGUGUCCAUUGUAAGCUGCGCCCAUAUCAGCUGUACUUUUCGUGAGGUAUUUGUUUCCACUACUAUUAGCAUCCUCUCGAGGAUUGAAGGAUAGAGUGUAUCCAAAUUUGUGUCCAUUGGGGAGACAAGUUCAUGUCCGUAGAUGUUAGCAACUUCAUCUUUUGCAAUAUAUCUUGUUUUGUGAUGUAGUAGAGUAUAAAGAAGCAUAUUUGUAAUUUGUUAGAACAUUACAUCCAAAAAAUUCCAGAGCUCCCAUUUAAGAUGUUUUUAUUAUUAGGCAGUCUCUUUAUGGCCAAUAUUUGGAACUGUAUCAAUAUAAAUUGCAUCAAAUCACUUGUUCAUUGUGCA
Rhododendron vialii is the source of this 1480-nucleotide messenger RNA. RefSeq names its product serine/threonine-protein kinase SAPK2-like. Lineage: Eukaryota; Viridiplantae; Streptophyta; Magnoliopsida; Ericales; Ericaceae. The record is from RefSeq and is a predicted model, not a curated record. Bases 124 to 1146 code for a protein of 340 amino acids. Gene Ontology annotation, biological process: protein phosphorylation; intracellular signal transduction. Gene Ontology annotation, molecular function: ATP binding; protein serine/threonine kinase activity. The transcript has 9 exons.